AUGGUUCAACUACUUUAUAUAGUUGCUAGUUUACAUGUACUAUUGUGUCCAUUCACUAAAGUCGAAGAAAGUUUCAAUAUGCAGGCUAUGCAUGAUAUUCUGUAUCAUCGGUUUAACCUAUCAGAGUACGAUCAUAACGAGUUCCCGGGUGUAGUGCCGCGUACUUUUAUUGGCCCACUCAUUAUUUCCGUUUUAUCCUCACCUGUUGUUGGUAUAUUACAUUUAUUCGGUAUAAAUAAAUUUUGGAUGCAAUAUGUCGUCAGACUGACUCUAGCGGUGGCUGUGAUAGCAACAUGGUAUCAACUUCGGAAUUCUUUGAAAAAGCUUUUCGGAAGUACAUUUACAUGGUGGUUCACAUUGAUAAGUGUCUCUCAGUACCAUUUCAUGUUCUAUAUGAGCCGUCCAUUACCUAAUAUUAUGGUGUUACCAUUUGUACUCCUGGCUUUGGAAGGAUGGUUGCUUGGAAAACACAAACAGUUCCUCUUAUCAGCUGGUGCAGCUAUUGUUAUAUUUCGAGCUGAGCUGGCUAUGUUGUUUGGCUUGUACCUUAUCAUAGACCUCUAUUUCAAGAAGAUUGAUAUCCCAACAUUAAUCAAAAUAGUUGUUCCAUCUGGUGUGUUCUUGGUGCUGGUCACAGUAUCAGUUGAUUCUCUGUUCUGGGGUCGCCUGCUGUGGCCCGAAGCUGAAGUUUUCUGGUUCAAUACAGUCCUUAAUAAAAGCUCCGAAUGGGGUACAUCUCCAUUUCUUUGGUACAUAUAUUCAGCUUUACCACGAGGCCUUGGACCUAGUAUAGUUUUGAUACCCAUUGGACUGUAUUUAGAGAGACGGCUUACUCCUAUUGUGAUGCCAGCUAUAGUGUACAUAAUAUUGUUCUCUUUCCUGCCACAUAAGGAACUUAGAUUUAUAAUCUACGUCUUUCCGAUGCUCAAUAUGGCGUCUGCUGCAGCGUGUACAUAUGUAUAUAUACGGCGUACGAAAGCUCCGAUAUAUGAGCUACUGUUCUGGGGCAUCGCCGUAAUAAUCACACUUAAUAUUAUAUUCUCAACAGCAUUGGUGCUGGUAGCGAUGACGAACUAUCCCGGUGGAAUAGCAAUGACGAGAUUCCACAAGCUUUUAAAGAACGAACCCUUCGUCCACGUACAUAUAAGCAAUCUGGCAGCUCAAACCGGCGUCACCAGAUUCACUCAAAUGCAUUCCCAUUGGAAGUACAGCAAGAACGAGUCUCUAAACGUCGACCAACUACAAGAAUACACACAUUUACUUAUAGAAGCUAAGAGCAAAUACUCACCGAAUCUAAAAGCUUUCACACAAACUCAUACAAUAUUGGACAGUGUUGAAUCUUUUCAUCAGAUAACAAUGAACUAUAAAUUGAUACCGCCCAUCAAAAUUAAAACCAAGCCAGCGUUGUUCAUAUUAGAGAGAAAGAAUUUCAGGGAUAGUCUAAGUGUAGAUGUCAAAGAAGAUAUAAUAGAAAGCAAUAUGUAUGAAAAUGAAUCUAGCGAAGUUAGUAAAGAGUUUACUGAUAAUUUAGAUGCUUCAGAAGAUAUAAUCAUUAAUAAUAAUGAUGAAAUAUCUGAAGUAGAGAAUGAACAACUUAUGAUUGAAGAACUUGAAGAAGAAGCUCCUGUACAAGGCGACGAUGAUCGUAAUAACUCAGAAAAAGCUACCUUGACAGUAGUUGAUGACGACAGUAAAGAAAACAUCUCAGUGGAAGAGGCAGAACAAGUUGACGUAUUGAAAACAAGAAAGACUAAAAAACCUUACGAUGAAUAUAAAUUGACUAACAGACAAGAAAAAAAGAAAAAGGCCAUAGCAAAAAUCAAAUCGGAAACACGUAAAGAAGUUGUCGCUUCUGCUAAAGAAAAAUUGAGGGAAUUAAUGAAACGACGCAAACAUAUCACAGAGAAUAUUGAAGAUAAUGUUACUGUAGAAGUCACUCAGGUAGAAACUGAUGGACGAGGCGAUAUACCCGAAGAAGAAUUAAUGAUAGAAGAACCCAAAGAAGAAAUACAAUCAGUUAAUGAUACGGAAGCCGCUGAAGCUGAUCAAGUUCAAGAAGACGAAAAGAAUGUAAAUAAUAAUGAGGUUAACAUAGAUAGUGUUGUGGAAGAAGUCAUCGCACGACUGAUUGAUAAAAAAAUAUAUGACGACAAAACGAAAUCCGAAGAUAUUAAAGGCGAAGAAAGAAUCAUGAUCCAGAAAAUAGUCGAGGAAGUGUUGUCAGAAAAGUUUAAUGUAACAACUAAUUAUAAUGACGAUAGAUAA
Messenger RNA from Danaus chrysippus (African queen), 2265 nucleotides. Lineage: Eukaryota; Metazoa; Arthropoda; Insecta; Lepidoptera; Nymphalidae. The record is from the annotation of a GenBank genome assembly.